Molecule: messenger RNA, 738 nt
Organism: Echinostoma caproni
Lineage: Eukaryota; Metazoa; Platyhelminthes; Trematoda; Plagiorchiida; Echinostomatidae
Source: the annotation of a GenBank genome assembly
AAUGAGGAUGAUGAUGUGGAUGAUGAUGCGGAUUAUGAUGAGGAUGAUGAUGUGGAUGAUGAUGAUGAUGAGGACGAUGAUGAGGGUGAUGAUGGUGAUGAUGAUAAUGAAGAUGAGGAUGAAGAUGAGUAUGAAGAUGAGGAUGAUGAGGAUGAGGAUGAUGAUAAGGAUGAUGUUGAGGAUGAGGAUGUGGAUGUUGAUGAUGACGAGGAUGAUGAUGAGGAUGAGGAUGCGGAUGAGGAUGAGGAUGACGAUGAUGAUGAGGAUGAGGAUGAUGAUGAGGAUGAUGAUGAGGAUGUAGAUGACGAUGACGAUGAGGAUGAUGAUGAGUAUGAUGAUCGGGAUGAUGGUGAGGAUGAUGAUGAGGAUGACGAUCAGGAUGAUGAUGAGGAUGAUGAUGAGGAUAAUGAUGAUGAUUUUGAGGAUUAUGAUGAGGAUGAUGAUGAGGAUGAUGAUGAGGAUGAUGAUGAGCCUAUGGAUGAGGAUGAUGAUGAGGAUGAUGAUGAGGAUGAUGAUCAGGAUGAUGAUGACGACGAUGAUGAGGAGGACGAUGAUGAGGAAGAUGAUGAGGAUGAUGAUGUGGAUGACGAUGUGGAUGAUGACGAGCUUGAUGAUGAAGAUGGUGAUGAGGGUGAUGAAGAGGAUAAUGAGGAUGAUGAUGACGAUGAUAAUGAGGCUGAUGAUGAGGAUGAGUAUGAGGAUGAGGAUGAGAAGUAUGAUGGUGAUGACGAGGAAUAG